GCCAGGCAUAGCUGAGCCACGGUGGACGCGCGUCACAUUCUUGCAUGGUGUACAUGUGUGCGUUUACCCCCCGUGUUGCCUGUGAAAUGUGUAUGCAUAUUGUGUUAUUUUGCGCUGGAACUAGGUUCUUUAGGACAGUUUCAUCGGCUGGUAGGGACAGCAACAGGUGCAGUACGGAGGCAGCAGCACGUGCAACUGUCCCUGGCGAGUACACAUUCCCAACGCCACCGCUGGACCUGCAGGAGCAGCUCAAAGGUCUGCGGGCUGGUGACUUAACUGACCAACUAAGGGCCAAAAUUGUGAGAUGGUUGCACAUGGACAUCUGUCGUUACAGCCUGUAUCCAGGAAGGAGAAAUCUCUAUCAUGAAGCGGCACGCCUUUUGGUUUUCUUCUACCCAGCUCUGCGAGACAUCAACGGACCAGGCUUUAACUCCUGGUGGCGCCAACUCAAGAAUAGGACGAAAAACCAGCGAAAAUCGUUGACAGAGAUCCAGGCAGUACAGGCAACACGUGCAAAAUAUGGAAAACGGAAACGACAGGAACAGAGCCCUUCCCCUUCAAGGGGUUGUGUACGCCAAACGGUGGCAGGUCACCUCGAGGGCCAGUCAGAGGAUGGUGAAACGGUAUCGGCACACCGGCUGUUCAUGGUCAGGGAAAUGAAAAGGAACGCUGAGGACAGGCACCUGGACCGGGUUACGGAUGCCAUGGCUAGGACGCAUGCCGUGAGGAGGCGACUGAUUGAACAGGAGGACGGUGAGGCACCACAGUGCUUGACAGUAGCAGAGAUACUCGCAGAGUACCCGGCACUUGCACUGGAACAUGAGAUAUACAACGAAUUUCAUCGCCUCACGAGGUGCCAUGUGGAAACUGGAUUGAAUACCUUUGUGGAGAGGUAUGGAAAGGCUGUUAUUGAUGUAGCAUCACGCCGCAAGUAUGCGCUGAAGUGCUUGGCAGGUUUCCCACCACACUUGAGGAGUGCAGUUGACGAGGGACCAUUUGGCCUGUGACCCAGCACACCCAUGCAUCGAAGUAUCUGGGGCACCGUGGGCACCGUCUUCAAUCAGAGUGCAGUUGGAGAGCUUUUCACUGGUCGCUGCUAACCUGACCACUGCAAUGGCACUUGUGGUAUCAUUGUACUGGGUGUACAAUAUUCAUUACUCCAAAAGGUCGAAGAAGGUCUUCACGUUCCUUGAGAGCAUCUUGGGGCUUCCUCAGGCCCCUGGAGUCUCAAUUCUUGUAACAAAACUUCAGAAUGAGAUUGGUUUUCAAGCAGAGCAAUAAAUGUUUUGUUCUGUUCA
Messenger RNA from Ornithodoros turicata, 1298 nucleotides. RefSeq lists its product as uncharacterized. NCBI's taxonomy places the organism in Eukaryota, Metazoa, Arthropoda, Arachnida, Ixodida, Argasidae. The transcript has 7 exons. The record is from RefSeq and is a predicted model, not a curated record. Bases 45 to 1007 code for a protein of 320 amino acids.